Nematocida ausubeli is the source of this 861-nucleotide messenger RNA. RefSeq lists its product as uncharacterized. Lineage: Eukaryota; Fungi; Microsporidia. The record is from RefSeq and is a predicted model, not a curated record. The transcript has a single exon. The annotation marks the transcript as partial.
AUGAUUUGCAGGCUACUUCUAAGCCUAAUCAUGAUGCAAAGUAUUCUUGCAAGAAUUGAUGUGGAAGACAUAAAAAAAGUCAGUAAGACCUUUGUUGGCGAGAAGCAGGAUGUGGCUAUUAACCCAAAAGGACCAUUGAAUCUGAUGCGUGGAUAUAUUGUAAACCGGAAUGGAUACAUGUACAAUAAGCGGUUUUAUUCCCCUGAAAUAGACACAGACUAUGCACUGUCUAAGAAAGGACUAUCUGAUGAAAACGAGCAAGAGUACAACUUUACAAGAACACCUGUGAAUGACAGGGUGCACAAAGAUUUGGACACAAAAUCCCUAGAAGGUAAGUAUCUUAGCACUUACCAUGCGCUGCUCAUAAAGAUGUUUCCGUCUGCAGAUGGGGACCUCUCCAUUGAGGCAGGAAGGUCAAAUGCACUUACAAACUUCCUAAGAGCAGAUCACGUUAAGAAAGACACAAAGUACAUUCUUGCAGCACUUCUUCUUCUUUCAGAGGGCGUUGAUGUUAAAAUAGCAGUAGACUACAAAGGAAAGAAAAAUAAUCUUGUCAUAAAAAGUAAGACAUGCAAAGAGAAAGAGUUUGUAAAUGUAGUAAUGCAUACUGCAGGUAUAGACCCAGUUACUAAUGAGCACAGCGACAGUAUUUACCAAAGUGAGGCGGCUGGAAUUGUCAAGUUCUAUAUGCAGUGCAAAGACAAUCCACUGCUAAAGAAAGAAGGCAAGUUUGCAAUGCCAGCCACAAAAGAAAAAUUUGAGAGUGGAAAGUUUUUGAAUAGCGCAGCCUUCCUUAUACAGACAUACAUCUACGAGUUCAUUGACACAGCAGAAGACUACAGGGACUUUGUGAAUGCAGCA